Racocetra fulgida is the source of this 627-nucleotide messenger RNA. The record is from the annotation of a GenBank genome assembly. Lineage: Eukaryota; Fungi; Glomeromycota; Glomeromycetes; Diversisporales; Gigasporaceae.
AUGGGACAAUCCAGUAGUUCUGAAUCACCGAGGAAUUGGACCAGUGGCAAUCCCGAGAUUGACAAAUUUAUUCAAUAUAGUCAAGAUACAUCGACCUAUCCAUUAGAAUGGAUUUCUUACCACGAAUUUUCCAAUAUUAAAAAAGUUGGAUUGGGAGGAUUCGCCAGUGUUUAUUCUGCUUAUUGGGAAGAAAUAUACGGGGUAGUCGCUCUCAAAGUGCUUAAAGGAUCCCAAAAUAUUUCUGAUGAAUUUAUGAAUGAGGUAUUUCCAGAAGCAGGAAUGGAACUUUCUCUCUAUGACAAUCCAGAAACAUCCUCUGAAAACAGCUCUGGAAUUUCCAGCACCUCUAAUUCGGGGGGUGUAUAUGGAGUAUUACCAUACAUUGCUCCAGAAUUGUUGCGUGGAGGGCAAUUUACCAAAGCAACGGAUAUUUAUUCAUUUGGCAUUAUUAUGUGGGAAAUUUCAUCCGGAAAACCGGUAUAUUCUGACCGUGAACAUGAUGUAAGUCUUAAAUGGGAAAUUAUUGAUGGAUUACGUCCAAAAAUUGCAGAGAAUACACCAAAAUGCUAUGAGGAAUUGAUGAAAAUGUGUUGGGAUAAAGAUCAUAAUAAAAGACCAACAGUUGAA